AUGCAGCUCCCUCCAUCGUCAGUUAUCGCCUCUUGGCCAUAUCCCAACUAUAAGAAUCCAAAAGAGGUUCAUGGCCCAGCCAUUAUUAUAAUGACAGCCAUCUUCAUGCCCCUGAUGCUGGCCAUUAUCGGCAUUCGCAUUUUCACACGCAUUCGAAUAUUAAGAAGUUUCGGCUGGGACGAUAUAUUCAUAAUUGCAGCUGCGCUUCCUACACUUGGCUGUGGUAUCAUCACCGUUACUGCUGCCAUUACCUUGGGUUGGAAUCGUCAUAUAUACGAUGUUCCCUUCUGGCAGCUCAUAUUGGGCCUCCGGCUGACGAUGCUGUUGGAAUGUCUCUUUGCUACAGGCUGCACCCUUACCAAGCUGUCGCUACUAUUCUUUACACGGAAAAUCAUGAAAGGGAGUGGGAGUCCGGCUCUGCAGUGGACUGUGGUGAUUAAUAUAUGGAUCGUUGCGGUAGAACUCAUCAUAUUCAUCCUAGUGGUCGUUUUUACCUGUAGGCCCGUAUCCCUUUAUUGGACGCUAUCGGCUCUACCCCAAAACUGCAUCAACGAGAGUGCGCAUCUCCUCGCUAGUGGCGCAAUUAACACCGCAACCGAUAUCAUCGUUCUUGUCUUGCCCAUUCCUAGCGUUUUAUCUCUCAACCUACCUACCAGGCAACGGAUCAUCCUUGUCCUGCUCUUCGGCGCUGGUUUUGGUGUCUGCAUCGCCGGUGGAGUACGUGCAUACUACACCUACCGGCUGAACAUCGCACACGACAAGACCUGGGAAGCCUACUACCUUUGGAUCUCCGGUACAGUCGAGCUUUAUGUUGGUGUCAUCGGGGCCUCGUUGGCAUCACUCAGGCCAUUCUUCGCGCGUUUCUUCCCCUCAGUCUUCGGUAACCAGCGUGAGCGGGCAUCCUACGCAUUUGCAAGCACAGUGGCACGACGCUACGGCUUCCGCCGCUCUAACCGCGGAAAGCCAAAGCCCGGGAAAGUGAAAGAGGUCAGCGAGGCUACCACAAUAACCAUGAACUACGACUUUGAUGUCACUCUUGACAUAUUGCGCACCCAAAAGAGCGAGAUGGGGCAGAUGCGCACAGCCUCCCGGGAAAGGGACGUAGAUGAAUCGAAUGUCGGCUUUCCAUCUACAGACACGGCCCCGGAGAGAGUGGAAACAUGA
Molecule: messenger RNA, 1164 nt
Organism: Microsporum canis CBS 113480
Lineage: Eukaryota; Fungi; Ascomycota; Eurotiomycetes; Onygenales; Arthrodermataceae
Exons: 3
Coding region: 1-1164 (387 amino acids)
Source: RefSeq, a predicted model, not a curated record